Molecule: messenger RNA, 951 nt
Organism: Lindgomyces ingoldianus
Lineage: Eukaryota; Fungi; Ascomycota; Dothideomycetes; Pleosporales; Lindgomycetaceae
Product: GPI-anchored cell wall beta-1,3-endoglucanase EglC
Exons: 1
Coding region: 1-951 (316 amino acids)
Biological process (GO): carbohydrate metabolic process; cell wall organization
Cellular component (GO): cell surface; extracellular region; fungal-type cell wall
Molecular function (GO): glucan endo-1,3-beta-D-glucosidase activity; 1,3-beta-glucanosyltransferase activity
Source: RefSeq, a predicted model, not a curated record
AUGCGUAUCUCCUCCACUCUUCUUGGCGUCGCAACCCUGGUUGCUGCUGCAGAGGCUCAACUCCGCGGUUUCAACUACGGUGCCUUCUUCAUGAACAACGCGGCAAAAAAACAAGUUGACUUUGAGUAUGAGUUCAACAAAGCCAAGAACCUCCCGGGGACCACAGGAUGGACGAGUGCUCGUCUCUACACCAUGAUCCAGCAUGGCACCACCAACACCCCCAUUACCGCCAUCCCAGCUGCCAUCAAAACACAGACAAAGCUGCUUCUCGGGCUGUGGGCUUCAGCAGGCUCGGCAAACUUCAACAACGAGAUUGUGGCUCUGAAGUCGGCGAUCUCGACGUACGGAACCGCCUUCACCAAUCUUGUCGUGGGCAUCUCGGUCGGCUCUGAAGACUUGUAUCGAAUCACCCCGACUGGUAUCGCAAACAGGGCGGGCCCAGGUGUUCAACCCAACAACCUCAUCAACUAUAUCAAGCAAGUCCGCAUGGCGAUCUCGGGGACCGGCUUGUCCGGGAAGCCUGUUGGCCAUGUUGAUACCUGGACGGCCUAUGUGAACGCCUCGAACAACGCUGUGAUUUCCAAUCUCGACUUCGUCGGUGUCGACGCGUAUCCGUAUUUCCAAACCACCAUGGCUAACUCAAUCGGCAACGCGAACGCGACCUUCUACGACGCCUAUAAGCAGACCGUCGCCGCUGCAAAGGGCAAGCCUGUGUGGGUUACUGAGACCGGAUGGCCAGUCAGCGGUCCCAAACAGAACCAGGCUGUUGCCAAUGCUGCCAAUGCUCGCAUCUACUGGCAGGACGUUGCGUGCAGUCUGCUUGCUGCGAAAGUCAACCUUUUCUGGUAUGACCUGCAGGAGGCUCAGUGGGGCAACCCAAGCCCUGACUUUGGGAUCUUCGGUGCUGGUGAUCUCGGCACCUUGUCGCCGCGGUACAGCCUUGGCUGUUAG